GGACUCUCCCCCUCUGGCCCCUAGACCUCCUCCGGAGAUAUGCUGGAAAGACGUGAUGUUUGGAGUAGGUAGUUCCGUGGUAGCAAUCCACUUUAGAAGUAUGUUCAGGGCAGACCACGAGAAAAACCAAGGGAUACGGGAGCAUGAGUUAAAGUUGGCCUCGAGACCCAAUGAACCACCAAUCGCUUUUCCCCACACGAUUGUCGUAACCGUCACGCCGGUGAAUUUCCUCCUGCCCCUCUUCCUGGUCGCUCCGAACUCAUCGCUGCUCCGAUAUCAUCCUCCCUUCUUCCCACCCCUCCCCUUCUUCUCUUCUCCCCCUCUCCUCUCUCCUUCCCAUAUCCUCCACACCCUCUACGAUGUCCUUCACACUCCCCCGGUCCUUGUCCCGGACUGCCUGGCGGUCCUACGGGACCGUGCAGGGCUCUCCCAGUGCUGCCUCCAUCGCCAGCCGGGUCCCCAGCGUGUUGGUGGAAGCUACAUCCGCAACUGCUCCCCGCACCAACUGGACGCCCGAAGAAGUCAGCGCAGUCUACCACACCCCUUUGAACCAGCUCACAUACGCUUCGGCUGCCGUACACCGACGCUUCCAUGACCCCUCGGCCAUCCAAAUGUGUACUCUCAUGAACAUCAAAACCGGAGGCUGCAGUGAAGACUGCUCCUACUGCGCCCAGUCCUCCCGCUACCAAACCGGCCUGAAGGCCACCAAGAUGAGCCCCGUCGACGAAGUCCUGGAGAAAGCCCGCAUCGCCAAGGCCAACGGCAGCACCCGCUUCUGCAUGGGCGCCGCCUGGCGCGACAUGCGCGGUCGCAAGACGAGCUUGAAGAACGUGAAGCAGAUGGUCUCGGGGAUCCGCGAGAUGGACAUGGAGGUCUGCGUGACACUCGGCAUGAUCGACGAGCACCAGGCCAAGGAGCUGAAGGAUGCCGGUCUGACGGCUUAUAACCACAACCUGGAUACCUCCCGCGAGUUCUACCCCAGUAUCAUCACGACCCGCUCGUACGACGAGCGUCUCCGCACGCUCGAGCAUGUCCGUGAUGCCGGUAUCAAUGUCUGCUCCGGUGGUAUCUUGGGACUCGGCGAGACGGACGCCGACCGCGUGAGUCUCCUGCACACCGUCUCGAACCUGCCCUCGCACCCAGAGUCCUUCCCCGUCAACGCCCUCGUCCCGAUCAAGGGUACACCCCUCGGCGACCGUAAGAUGAUCCCCUUCGACCGUGUCCUCCGCACGAUCGCCACCGCCCGUAUCGUCAUGCCGGCGACUAUCGUCCGUCUGGCCGCCGGUCGCAUUACCAUGUCCGAGGAGCAGCAAGUGGCCUGUUUCCAGGCCGGUGCCAAUGCCGUGUUCACCGGUGAGAAGAUGUUGACCACUGACUGCAAUGGCUGGGAUGAGGAUCGGGUGAUGUUUGAGAAGUGGGGGUACUACCCCAUGAAGAGCUUUGAGAAGCCCGGGUUCAAGGACGCGUCCGCUCCUGCCCCGCCUUCUCCUCAGCCCGAGACUGCUGCGCCGGUCGCAGCGAGCUCGUAGGGGGUUUACCUGAGGGGAUGAGUUUUUGAUAUUGAUAAACCUUGAUGAAUUGUCGUCUAAAAAUGAAGAGAAGAUCAGUAACAAUUGAACUGAAGUGCUUGUUCCUACACUGCUGUGAUUGGUAGUUUUCCGUUAGCCGAUGAUCUGCAAUUGAGUAUCAGUAUGAGGAUUUUCCAC
Penicillium brasilianum is the source of this 1706-nucleotide messenger RNA. Lineage: Eukaryota; Fungi; Ascomycota; Eurotiomycetes; Eurotiales; Aspergillaceae. The record is from the annotation of a GenBank genome assembly.